Messenger RNA from Acytostelium subglobosum LB1, 1917 nucleotides. RefSeq lists its product as hypothetical. The record is from RefSeq and is a predicted model, not a curated record. Gene Ontology annotation, cellular component: plasma membrane. The transcript has a single exon. Gene Ontology annotation, biological process: positive regulation of GTPase activity; Ras protein signal transduction. The coding region runs from base 1 to 1917 and encodes 638 amino acids. Lineage: Eukaryota; Evosea; Eumycetozoa; Acytosteliales; Acytosteliaceae. Gene Ontology annotation, molecular function: guanyl-nucleotide exchange factor activity.
AUGAUACUAACUCCAAGACAUUAUCAAACACAGCCAUCAGAGUUCUUGAAUGGAGCGUGGACCAAAGCACAGGAGAAAGACAAUGCACUCAAUCUUACAAAGUUGAUCGCAAGGUUCAACGAGAUGUCGAUGAAUGUCAUUCAAACGAUAUUGAACGAGGAUAAGAUGAAGAGCAGAUGCAAGGUCGUGCAGAAGUUGAUCAAGAUUGCCAAGCAUCUUCACGAGUUGAGAAACUACAACUCGAUGAUGGCCAUCUACGCAGCGUUGUCACACUCUUCCAUCCUGCGACUAAAGUGGACGAUGAAGCACUUGAAGAAGCAGACACAAAAGUCGCUGUUGGACCUGGAGAAGCUGAUGGACAGGAAGGAGAACUACUACAACUAUCGAUCAGAGUUGAGAUCGCUCGACCCGACCGUGCCAUGCAUUCCAUUCAUGGGCAUCAUCUUGACCGACAUGACCUUUAUCCAAGAGGGCAACAAGGACUUUGCAGGCAUUGGCGAGGACACAUGGACUCUCAACAUCCAGAAGUUGAAGAUGUUCUACAACACCAUCAAACAGAUUCAGUUGUUCCAGGGCAGAGCAUACCCUCUCUGCGCAGACUCGCGACUUGCCCAACUGUUGACGCCAAACUUCAACAUCUUUGGUGAGGCCUCAGCCUUGUACCUCAACUCCUACUCUGGUAGCAGCAACAAUGUCAACGGCAAUGGAGGCACAAACAACGGCAACUGCGCCAGCAGCAACAAUGGCAACAAGAUGGUAGACUCUGGGGCAGAUGCAGCAGCGGCUGCCUCACCAGCAAUGGAUACCUCGUCCAACAAGGAUGACUCGCCAGAGAAGCAGGCUCAACCACAGAGUGACGUGACCUUUGAGGAUGAGAUAUUGGACGACGAGGACAGUGAUGUGUAUGAGAUUAGCACUGCUCUUGACCACGCCAAGAAGCUCAAGACCGAGGAGAAUGUCGAGGAGUGGAGUCCAAUGUCCAGCACGCCAGCGUCGUCCAUGCGCGAUAUCCUCGAGAGCAGCAACAACAGUGGCAGCAGCAACUUGCAAACGAUGAUCAAAUUGCAAGAGCGCUCGACACAUCAACUCCUCGACUCUAUCAUCAAUGGACGGUUGGACAAUGAGGAGGAUGAGAAUGCUGAGGUGGACGAGGAAGAGUCACCAUUGCCAGAGCAUCAAAGUGUUCCCAUCGUGAUGCGCAAGUCAACUUCCAACUCUUCUUUGUUGUCAACUCCACCCGAUAUCCCAUCGCCACAUCACUCGCUGGUGUCACUACCCUCGUUCUCCUCGGGCAGCGGCAACCCUUUGAUCCCCAUCCCACCAGUCAUUCAAGUCACGUCUACGCCUACAGACGAGCCACCCUCGUCCACAAUGGAGGUAUUGAUGGCACUUCCCCAGCCACCCAGCGAUGCACCCAAGAAGAUUAUGCGUGGCAAGAGUGUCAGUGCCAGCAACAUUUAUGGUUUGCUUGCCGCGCCCCACUCCGGCAACAACUCUCACCACAACAGCAACAGCAACAGCAACAACAGCAACAACAACAACAACAGUAAUAGUAGUCACAGUAGUUCCCCAAUCAUGGUGCCAUCAAACAACAAGACACAUAACCGCAGCUACUCAACCUCUGCGCAUAGCAGUGGUGGCAGCAGUGGCAAGAUGUCACCUCCACCGGCCAACAGCAGUGGAGGCAGCAGCGGCUCGUUCUCUCCUUCGCAUGCACACCAUGGCAGCACGGGAGGUGGCACAUUCUCCAUCUUUAACAAGCGCAAGAGUGUCGCAAUCACCGAGCUACAGUCACAGCAACAGUCGAUGCACCAUCAACGUCCGCCCCACUCAUUCACGCCCAUGUCUGACGAGGCACUCUUCAAGCUCUCCCAGAAGCUUGAGCCCAAGGGUGCCAAACUCCAAGACAUCAAUUAA